Closterium sp. Naga37s-1 is the source of this 1578-nucleotide messenger RNA. NCBI's taxonomy places the organism in Eukaryota, Viridiplantae, Streptophyta, Zygnematophyceae, Desmidiales, Closteriaceae. The record is from the annotation of a GenBank genome assembly.
AUGCCUGACAGUCUACCCCUCGUACCAGACGCAAUUCCCCCCUUUGUGUGCGGCCGGGGGGGGCACUGGCAGUGGCUGCUGCGGCAACUGGUGGUGGGGAGGCAAAGAGUGGCCGUGGAUGCAACGAGUGCAGUGACAGCAGCGAUGAUCAUGGAUGGUGUUUCUGUGGAGAGAGCAGCGCACAGAGAGCGCAGCCACAGCCAAUUGUGGCUGGCUGGGGGGUGUGAGCGAGGUGGGCUUGGCGCGGACUUUGGCGGAAAUGGGGGAGGGGAGGGGGGGGCGGAGGGGGAAGGGGAUGGGGGAAAGCGUGUGUGGGCGGGGGGAGGAGGCGGAGGGGCGUGGCACUGUGAGGUGAACAGACGGUUGGAGGAGCAGGCUGCGGAGCAGCAGAGGCGAGUGUUGGAUGAGGGAAUGAUGGGACUGCACACUGGCAGCAGCAGCAGCAGCGGCGGGAGUGGUGUUGGGAGGAGGGAGAGUGAUGAGGGAGGUGUGGAUGGCAAGACAACAGGCGGCAAGAAGAAGGAGGUUCCUCAGUUCUCGGUUUCGAUUCCUUCCACCAUGGACCUCCCUUGGGCUGCCAUGCCGUGCCAUGCUACCAUGACGUCUACAUCCGUGUGCCUGCUUCCCCGCGUGCGCCCCUCAUCCUGCCCCUGCGAGCUCGCCCCCUUUCACGGCCACACAGCAUCGGACAGCAUACCCGCUCCCCAAGACCCCCUCUACUUCACCUGCAGCGUGCCUGCUGCCGUCGUCUUGCACUCCGAGUCCCACCGUGCUGCAUCAGCCAACCUCUCUGGUUCUAGUCCCACUCCCACUGGCUCUCAAUCCAGUGGUUUCGAAGGCCAGAGCACAGCUGCUGCUGCUGUGGGAGGGGGAGCAGGAGAGGUGGAGGGGGGAGGGGGAGGGGGAGAGGGGGCGGUGGUGGUGAGGAGGGGGCAUUCGCUGCAGGUGCUGCUGCCGGUGGUGGCGGACAGGCAUGGCGUGGUGGUGCUGGUGGCUGUGUCCGAUGGGGACCAGGACAUGCUGCUCAGCUUCGUGUGCAUGCUGCGGCAUCUCAACAUCACCAAUUUCCUCAUCGCAGCAACAGACCUCCCCAUCCUCUCCUUCGCCUACCUCCACUCCCUCCCAGUCUUCCACCUCCCAUCCCUCGACACCACCCCACUCUCCUCCUCCUCCUCCACCUCCUCCCUCUCCCCCGCCCACUGCACCUCCCUCACCUGCCGCCGCCGCCACUCCAUGCACGUGCGCUCGCGAGCAGCUCUAGCCAUAGUGCGCCUCGGCUACCACGUCGCAUCCACCCUUAUCGACACCGUGUGGUUCCACAACCCGCUCCCGGACCUCCUGGCCUUCGGCCCCAACGCCGUGGCCAUUCAGAGCAGCGUGACGGAUGUGGAGCAGCCGGCGAAUAGCGUGGAGGGCACGAGCACCAUGAGCACGGGGUUUUUCUUUGUGAGGGGAGAGGAGAAGUCUGCAGCGGCGCUAGCGGCGGUGGUGGCGCAUGCGGGGGGGAGCCGGAUGGCGGAGCAUCUGAGCUUCUUCCGUGUGCUGUGUGGGGAGAAUGGGCAGCUGCUGGUGAGUUAG